UGCUAUCGUGUUCGUGACAACAAAUCGACACCCAGAGAGAGCACGUUGAGAAACUCAACAAAGUUGCCCUAAAUGGGUACGAAUUGGGGGCGGAAGCCAUUCCAAUUCUAGUUUGGGUUCAAACGAUGUCGAUGUUUCUCCCGGCAAAGCAACUUUUUGACUGACUGUCAGUGUAUCUUUGGGAAAGAACAUCGCAGCUCAAACAGAAUAGUGAGGGAAACAAUGGAUGAUACAUGUGCUGUCUGUGCUGAGACUCUUGAGUGGGCAGCAUAUGGAAGAUGUGGACAUCGUGAGGUCUGCUCUACAUGCAUUACUCGUCUCCGAUUCAUUUGUGAUGAUCAUCGCUGCUGCAUCUGCAAAUCUGAGUCCAAUAUCGUCUUUGUCACCAGGGCUUUAGGAGAUUAUACAAGAAUGAUAAAGGAUUUCUCCGUCUUUCCAGUUGAUCCAUCAGAGGGUCAACUUGGGCCCUACUGGUAUCAUGAAGGCACACAAGCAUUCUUUGAUGACUUUCAUCACUACAAAGUGAUUGCUGCAAUGUGUAGGCUUUCGUGCAUUGUUUGCGAAAAGAAAGAUGAGCAAGGCAGUGAAAGCUCAAAGAGAAGAGACAAAUUUAGGAACAUUGGGCAGUUGAAGAGCCAUUUAUUCCACCACCAUAAAUUGUUCAUGUGUACUCUUUGUUUGGAAGGCAGGAAGGUUUUUAUAUGUGAGCAGAAGUUGUAUACUAGAUCACAAUUGAAUUGGCAUAUAAAAACUGGUGACUCCAAGGUUGAUGGUAAUGAUAGUGAAAGAGGUGGUUUUAUGGGUCAUCCUAUGUGCGAGUUUUGCCAAACUCCGUUUUAUGGGGAAAGUGAGCUGUACGCUCACAUGUCUACCGAGCAUUAUACUUGCCAUAUAUGCCAAAGGCAGCACCCUGGACAUUACGACUACUAUGGGAACUAUGAUGACUUGGAGAUCCAUUUCCGUCAAGAACAUUUCUUAUGUGAGGAUGAAGCAUGCCUAGCUAAAAAGUUCGUUGCUUUUGCAACUGAAUCUGAAAUGAAGAGACAUAAUGCCAUGGAACACAGGGGGCACAUGUCUCGUUCUAAGCGUAAUGCUGCCCUUCAGAUACCUAUAAGCUUUCGAUACAGAGGAACUAGGGAGCAAGGUCAAAGUCGAGGAGAACAUGGCUCUCAUGCUUCUUAUUUUGACGAUCAACUUGAUUUGGGGAUUCAAGCCAGUCUCGAGGCCGCCAAUUCUAAUGAACACCGUGUCACUUCAUCCAGUGUCCAUGCGGAUUCUGGUCGUAGAGAAGCUAGUGAAAUUGAUUCAGUUCUUGGGUCACUUGAAUCUUUGCCUCGUGUACCUUCUCAGCUGUCUUCUGGUUAUAGUCGGGCUGCGCAAAACUCAAGGAAUGUGCUGUUAGACCAAUCUUUCUUUCCUCCACUUCCUGUGGCUGCAACCAGCAUUCGCCAAAACCACAGAAACAACUCAGAAGGAUUGGGGCAGAAUACAAUGGCUACUGAGCUUUAUCAGUGGAAGAAUGUAACUGUGCGUGACACAUCUAGAGCUCGGUCAGCAGUGAGUCGACAACCUACUGUUAUAAUAGGUGGUUCUUCCCAGUUAAGACCUAUGUCUGAUUCUAUACAUCCAUUAUCAUCUGGGUCUGCCCGUUCUGCUACUAAACCAGCAACAGGUGAUGGACUUGUACCAUCUAAUUCUUCGAGCUCUCGACAGAUUAGAUCAACAAACACUGAUGGAGUAUCAGCUAGUUCUGCCAGUUCAGCAACAGGUACUAUAAAUAGCUUAAAGGGGGCCCAUUCUGCUUCAACUCCAAACCUUAUGAAUAGUGAUUCUGUGGGGCCUGCUAUAUCUGAUUUUCCUCCUAUUUCUUCAACAAAUAACAACAAAUUGGCUGUGAACACCCCUUCACCUGACAUUGAAGAUGUUCGGGCUGCUAACAAGUCUCUUGUGGAGAGAAUCCGUGCUGAUUUGGAAUUUGAUGAAGACAAAUUUGCUGCAUUCAAACUCAUAACUUCAGAAUAUCGGAAGGAUUUGAUGGAUGCAUGGGAAUAUCUUGCUUAUGUGUAUCAGUUUGGACUGCCGCAUCUCGUCCCUGAGCUAGCUAGACUGUGUCCUGAUGCUCGGAAGCAAAAAGAGCUCUUUGAGGCUUAUGACAGUAGCCAGUUGAAACAUGAGAAAAGUUCGAAAAAGGGUAAAGAGAAGUGCGAUGAAGAUAAUGGGAUCAGUAGUAAAUAUCGUGCUUUGGCAGAUUGCGUCGUGAGAAACAUGAGGGAAUUGCAUUUAAACUCCAAACCUUCUGAAGAAGUGGAGAUCUUGUCAAAGGAUGAUGAGCAUUGCUCUGCCAAAGGCAAAUCAAAGGUUCCAGUUGAUGACAAUGGGGGCGACUUGAAUUCUGGUCUUCAUCAGCCCCCCGGUGGUCUGAGGAUCCAAAACCAUACUCAGCCAGCUGCCGACACCCCAAAAGCAAGUCCGGGGACUAAAGGAGGAGGAAACAAGCCCCGGAAGAAGACCUCAAAAUUCUAUCGAGUUCGCUUGGGCGACACUUCAUCAGAAUCAGAUUUAGAUUACACAAACUCCGAUCCUCAUCCUGGCCCUGGUCCUGAUCGCGAAGUCUUCCCGGUUCAAGGAGCUUGGCGCAAUGGGGGCGGCCAGAGACUCGUGGCAAACUGGCGAUUACCGGGAUGGAGCGCUGAACAACAAGAUUUUGCUUAGCCAUACCAGUUAAAGAAAGAAGAAAAGAAAGAAAGCAACUGUCAUUGGGCUGAGAAGUGGCUUCUGUGCAGUGUUAGUUACCCACUACUUAUUUAUAUAGUCGUUGUGGGUGGGUAGGUGUGUUCUUGGCCUCCCUCUCUCCCAGUACUGUGAAAAUCUAGUUUCUGAGUACAGGUUUUAGUUCUUGGUGGUGGGUAUAGUGAAAUGGAAGACUCUUUGUAGGCUUGCUUUUGGUUGUUAUUAGAAGUUUUGUCAUAAUAGGGGUUCUGUUACUCUCUUUGGUAAGAUGCUCUGUGUUGGUUUGGGGGAGUUUUUGAGUGUUUUUUGUGUAAUCUUAAACAUGGCAUGCUCAGGCUCAGCUCUGUGAUAUAUAAUCUGUAAUUAUAACCUUCUGGAGAAAAGGGCUAUUUGCCAUUCCCCAAUUUGAUCUUUUGUUUGUGUUUAUAAGAAG
Diospyros lotus (date-plum) is the source of this 3163-nucleotide messenger RNA. RefSeq names its product E3 ubiquitin-protein ligase hel2-like. The record is from RefSeq and is a predicted model, not a curated record. Gene Ontology annotation, molecular function: ubiquitin protein ligase activity; ribosome binding. NCBI's taxonomy places the organism in Eukaryota, Viridiplantae, Streptophyta, Magnoliopsida, Ericales, Ebenaceae. The transcript is spliced from 8 exons. Gene Ontology annotation, biological process: rescue of stalled cytosolic ribosome; protein ubiquitination. Bases 223 to 2712 code for a protein of 829 amino acids.